CGCGGCGGGGGCGGUGCCUGCACCGCCCCCCGCGCGCGCCCGGGCCGGCUCUCCAAGAUGGCGUCGGCACCGCCUCCAUCGGCGGCCAAGCUGUACAGGCCGAACCAGUACGUCUCGCUGCCCGCCGAGCUCGACCCCGACACCUACGACACAUCGCCGGAGAAGCUCCGCGCCGAGGCCGAGCGCCUGGCGAUCCGCUCCCGGCUCAAGCGGCAGUACCAGCUGCAGCUCAACAAUCCCAACCCGCCCGCCGUCAUCGAAAAUCCCGCCUUAAUCCGCUGGGCCUUCGCGAAGUCACAGAACGUCUACCCUACUUUCCGCCCGACACCCAAGACGUCCUUUCUAGGAGCUGUUUAUGGGUUAGGCCCCCUCCUCUUCUGGUUCUUUGUCUUAAAAACUGACAGGGAACGUAAAGAGAAGCGUAUCCAGGAAGGUAAAGUCAAGCGACCGUUCAGUGUAUUCUUCUAAGUUCCUGGAUUUGCAGUGGGGAUGGGAUAUAAAUAAAAUAAAAUGCAUUAUGUGAUGACAUUUCUCUGUCACAAGAAUAAAUCUUAAUUGCUUGUUG
Cyanistes caeruleus (blue tit) is the source of this 565-nucleotide messenger RNA. RefSeq names its product NADH:ubiquinone oxidoreductase subunit B4 (gene NDUFB4). Gene Ontology annotation, cellular component: respiratory chain complex I; mitochondrion. NCBI's taxonomy places the organism in Eukaryota, Metazoa, Chordata, Aves, Passeriformes, Paridae. The record is from RefSeq and is a predicted model, not a curated record.